UGUGGUGUUGCGUGGUUUGUUAUCGGGGCUUCACUUCUGUAUUUGCGCACUUUUGGGGUCGCGGCACUGAGUCUUUUGGACCUUCAUGUCCCAGAGAGCAGCGGAGAACAUGGCCUCACCGUGCAGCAGCGAGCAGCUGCUGGAGCGCUCGGUUCGAGACCGGGUCCCGCCUCUGCUGACGGACCUGUACCAGUUCACCAUGGCGUACGCGUACUGGCGCGCGGACCGGCACCGGGAGCGCGCCGUGUUCGAGCUCUUCUUCCGUGACGAACCGUUCGGCGGCUUCUCGCUCUUCACGGGGCUCAGCGACUGCCUGCUCUUUCUGCGGAGCUUCCGCUUCUCGGAUCAGGAUGUGGACUUCUUACGCUCCGUCAUGCCCUCAACCACUGACCCCGCCUUCUUCCAGUACCUGAGAGGUCUGGACUGUUCUGACGUCACGCUCCGCUCUGUCCCAGAGGGCACUGUGGUCUUUGCCAGGGUGCCCCUGAUGGAGGUCUCCGGUCCACUGGCGGUGGUUCAGCUCCUGGAGACCAGUCUGCUGUGUCUAGUCAACUACGCCACUCUUGUUUGCAGUAACGCCGCUCGUUUCCGGUUGGCAGCGGGUCCGAGGAGGCGGCUGAUAGAGAUGGGCCUGAGGAGGGCUCAGGGACCCGACGGCGGCCUCACCGCCUCACGAUACGCCUACAUCGGAGGUUUUGAUGUCACCAGCAACGUUCAGGCGGGUUUUCUCUUCGGGAUCCCUGUUGCAGGGACCAUGGCGCAUUCAUACAUCACUUCCUUUUCCUCCCUGGAGGAGGUGUGGCCACAGACGCUGGUGGCAGCAAACAUGGACUCUGAUCCAGUCGACUUUGUCUCGCUGACGAGGACCUGGCUGACCCGAGUAUGUGAGCUUCUCACAGCGGAACCUGGAAAGAUCUGUGAGGGUGAAUUAGCUGCCUUCUUGUCCUACGCUGUUGCCUAUCCGAACAACUUCCUCCCGGUGAUUGACAGCUACAGCGUGAGCUGUAGCGGCGUGGUGAACUUCUGCUCCGUGGCGUUGGCGCUCUGCGAACUCGGCUAUAAGCCUCUUGGAGUUCGCCUGGACAGUGGCGACCUCUGCAGGCAAUCAGUGGAAGUACGGCAUGUCUUCAGGCUCUGUGCGGAACAUUUUUCUGUCUCUGUGUUUCGAUCUCUGAUGAUUGUUGCGACCAGCAACAUUUCCGAACGCUCGAUGACUGAACUCAGCAGCACGGAGAACGAAAUCGACGCGGUCGGUGUUGGAACACAUUUGGUCACGUGCACGGGACAACCAUCACUGGGUUGUGUGUACAAGUUGGUGGAGGUCAACGGGAAUCCUCGGAUGAAGAUCAGUGAGGACUCAAACAAGACUACUGUUCCCGGGAGCAAAGCCGUAUACCGACUGUCAGACGCCGAGGGUCUCCCUUAUCUGGACCUGGUGUGUCUGGCUGCAGAGCGCCCCCCAGAGGCAGGAUGCCUGCUCAUCUGUCACACGCUGGGGUCAGAGGACAGCUGUCUGUCUGUCACUCCGGCUCAGGUCACCUGUCUGCGGCAGGACGCUUUUACCAAAGGAGAGGUUACACAUCCGCUGUGCAGCGCCGCUGAAGCUAAAGCAAAGGUGGAGACGUCAGUCCAGAGUCUGCACCCUCGUCAUAAGAGGCUCCAGGACCCGGACUCUUACACCGUGGCGCUGUCAGAGAAACUCCAUGACCUGACGUACGAGAUCCAAAGAGGCAACGGCAACAGCAGCAACUCUGUCUUUGCAAACUAACAACAACAAAAAAGUAUUUUCAUCUUAUGAUUUCUUUGUUUAGCAUUCAGAAACGUUCAGGUAAAUUUAAAAAAAAAAGUGCAGUGUGUGGCUCCGUGUGCUA
Molecule: messenger RNA, 1871 nt
Organism: Thalassophryne amazonica
Lineage: Eukaryota; Metazoa; Chordata; Actinopteri; Batrachoidiformes; Batrachoididae
Gene: naprt
Product: nicotinate phosphoribosyltransferase
Exons: 13
Coding region: 86-1768 (560 amino acids)
Biological process (GO): NAD+ biosynthetic process
Molecular function (GO): nicotinate phosphoribosyltransferase activity
Source: RefSeq, a predicted model, not a curated record